Betta splendens (Siamese fighting fish) is the source of this 3168-nucleotide messenger RNA. RefSeq names its product NACHT, LRR and PYD domains-containing protein 1-like. The record is from RefSeq and is a predicted model, not a curated record. NCBI's taxonomy places the organism in Eukaryota, Metazoa, Chordata, Actinopteri, Anabantiformes, Osphronemidae. The coding region runs from base 239 to 2785 and encodes 848 amino acids. Gene Ontology annotation, molecular function: protein binding. Gene Ontology annotation, biological process: regulation of apoptotic process. The transcript is spliced from 18 exons.
CAUGUCUGAACUAGACCUUUGAUAAAGACACAGGUAUUUCUGGUGAGUGAGAAUGAAAAGGGAUAAGACUGAGCGGCUACUCUAUUAUUAUAAUAUAUCGUUCAGUGAGGUAAGAUUGAAGCUGGAUCUGUUUUGUGGUUGUUAGUUUUAGACAUUAACGAAAGUAGAGACAGAGAAGAGACAACAGGGUUGGAACAUCAAAAACUCACUGUGUUCAGAACAGACUGCAGUCCAGAAAAUGAAUGCUCCCAGCGAUGAAGAAUUAUCAGUGGAUGUAGUGUUUUUGAACGACAGAGGCUUCAACACAGACCGGAGUUUGAGUUUCUGGCCUGCACAAAGGACCAGACAGCGACUGGACCGAGCGCACACGUACAGACCAGCUCCUGGCGAACUGUCUCAGACGCAGUGUGAACACCUGGCGUCAGCGCUGAUCAACAAGUCAUUCAUUUAUGAGGAGCUGGAUCUGAGGAGAAGCUCCCUGAAGGCCUCAGGAGCCGAGCUGCUGUUUGCGGCGCUGGACAGUUCAUAUUACAGCCUGGAGGCGCUGAGGCUCAGCGACUGCGUGUUGACGGAGAGGUGUCUGACCUCCCUGGUGUCAGCUCUCACAUCAGGGAGGUUUUACCUAAAGGAGCUGGACCUGAAUGGAAACAGGCACCUGAUGGAAGCAGGCGUGCGUCUGUUGUCUGCUGGACUGAGGAACAGGAAAUGCCGACUGAAGAUUCUCAGACUUGUUUGCUGUAAGUUGACGGAAACCAGCUGCGCUUACUUGGGUUCUGCACUUGAACGCAGCAUCUGGUUGGAGGAGCUGGACCUGAGUGGAAACCGUCUGCAGGAUGCGGGAGUUAAGCUGCUGACUGCUGGACUGAAAGGCCCGCUUUGUGUUCUGAAGGCUGUGAGGUUGAGGUCCUGCAGCCUGACAGAGAUGAGCUGUGGAUACGUGGCCUCCGUACUGAUGUCCAGGCCCCUUCUCAAAGAACUGGACCUGAGCCUUAAUCAGCUACAUGACGUAGGAAUCAAGCUAUUGUCUGAUAGUCUGAAGAGUCACAACUGUAAACUGAGAACUCUGAGGUUGACAAGCUGUGCGUUCUCAGUUCAGGGCUGUGCUGCUCUGGUCUCAGCUCUCACCUCCAGAACCUCUGACCUGACUGAGCUGGACGUCAGUGGAAACCAGCUGCAGCCUGAAGGGAUGAGGCUGCUGUCGGCGCUGGUGCAGAGUCCAGCCUGUCACCUGCAGACUUUAAGAGUGAGCAGUGGACAAAACCUUAUCACAACGGAGAGACCUGUAGCAGAAUUAGGUACAAGCUCAAAUCCAUCGGCCGACAUGACAACACGUGACAGGAAGUUGGCUGAACAUAUGACCCGGAACCUACACGUGUUUGUACCGUUUGUUCAGCAAGGAGACGUUAACACGAGACGACGCUCCAGUCCCUGGGAUACGAGAAGACUUAUUGCUCCAUAUGAAUCCUCACUAGAACAAACAGUGAUCAAGAUACACAAAGUCUUGCCGAUGCUAACACAAGCCAAUCCAUCACAUGCUGCUCAUGGUCCAAACACAACAAACAGAGACCCUGGUCCUUCAGAGUGCGCAGACGCCUUCAAGACAGAUUUUACACCUGAAGUUUCUGAAAUUAAACCUGGAGAAACCUCAUACAAGUUCAGAGUCCAGCAUUCGGGGACGUACCAGUGUGUUCUGACCCGGCUGGUGUUCACUGUGACUCAGCCGGGCCGGCUGUCGUACAGGAUCAUCCAGUGGGACCAGGGCCUCCUGCAGUCCGCUGGAAAGACGCCCGCAGGUCCACUUUAUAGCAUCCAGUGCUCCGAGGACUCCGUGUCUCAGCUGCACCUCCCUCACUGUGAAACACAACCUGCGCUCAUCACUGGAGGCCUGUCUGUCGUCCACUGCAGCGAUGAUGCAAUGAGCUUCCUUGAGCCGCUGCGCAUAACAGACACUCAUGUGGUUGUGGACGUCCCUCACUUCUCUGCCUUCGGCCUAGUGUGGGAUCUCAUCGAAGGCUUCCUAAACAUCCACAGGCCCACGAAGGGCCAGGUUCUGCUGUUUCAUCGAACUAGGAAAAACCAGACAGUCAACGUGUUCCUGCUGCCAGAAAACGUCCCACUGAUGGAGGUCAAAGGUCAGCAGGAGGAAGCUGCACACAUUGUGACACCUUCUUCCUGUGUCCUCAGUAAAGGUCGUUCUUACAGCCUACGCUGUCCGGAGGCCUACAGAGUUCAACCAGCGUGUUCAGUGUUUGACAUCAAUUAUGGACCAAAUUAUCACCCAGCCUUCGAGGUUCGACUCAGCUUGAACACUGAGGAGGCAGCUGUGACCGUCUUGGACCAGGAGAGGAUGCCUGUGUGGGAUUACUAUGCAGAAUUCACUGGUUUAAGCUUUGCAUCAAACUCAAGCCUGACAGCCGCUUCCUCAGCCAUGGAACCAGACUCUGUCCAUCGCCAGGCUGAAGGUUCUGGCCCAAGUGGACAAAAUCUACCAUGGCCAGAGAGUGUCCAAGGAGAGGAGGAGAGGAAGCUGCUCUCUGUGAGGUCAAAGGUCAUCACCGCAGCGUCCACUUCUGUUGUUAACGCCUUGCUGGAUAAUCUGUUGGAAAACAGAGUCAUAAACAGCCGAGAGAUAGAGUCAGUGCAAGCGAUGGCAAGAGCGGACAAAACACGAGAGCUGCUCGACAUGGUCCGAAGAAAGGGAAACACAGCCUGUAAACUCCUGAUUGAUACGCUGUGUGAGUUAGAUCCCUUUCUGUCUGAAACACUGCAGCUAAAACAAGAAUAACAGAUAGAUGAGUAUUCAAGACAAUGAAUUGUGUGCCUUCACUUAAAUCAACUGUACAGAUGUUUCCACUUUUGUACUAUGCUGCUGAAUUGAGGUUUACAGCUUAAAAUAGAAGCAGCUUGAUCAUUUAACAUUUAUAACAGUUCCUACCUACAUGCCAUUGUUUUUGUGUAGUAAGGAAGCAUGACACUGUCCAUUGGUUUGCUCAUGCAAUAUUUGCCUGUGUGAUAUAGUAUUAACAGCGCUGCAUUACCCUGUGCCACAGUGAAACUAGUGUGUCUGUGUCUAAUGCUUGUGUAAUUCUUAAAUACUGAAUUGCCAGUUGUGUUUUGGUGUCUGUACAAUGAAGUACUAUGGUAAAUAGUAAAAGCUUUGAAAGAAGA